Messenger RNA from Chrysochloris asiatica (Cape golden mole), 3789 nucleotides. It is a transcript of the gene BMP2K, whose product is annotated as BMP2 inducible kinase. The transcript is spliced from 16 exons. Gene Ontology annotation, molecular function: protein kinase activity; ATP binding. Lineage: Eukaryota; Metazoa; Chordata; Mammalia; Afrosoricida; Chrysochloridae. The record is from RefSeq and is a predicted model, not a curated record. Gene Ontology annotation, biological process: protein phosphorylation. The coding region runs from base 177 to 3626 and encodes 1149 amino acids.
GCUGUGCGCUCUGGGCGCGCGUAAUGUGAAGCUCGGCGGGCCGCAGCGCGAACGGACGCACUGACCGGAGAGGAGCGGCGACCCCUCGCGGACAUUCGGCUGCGCGCCGCCUCGGGGACUCGCCCUUUCGCUCGCCCUUGCGCGCGCCCCGUGCCCCCCUGUGCACCGGCGGGACCAUGAAGAAGUUUUCUCGGAUGCCCAAGUCCGAGGGCGGCGGAGCUGCGGGUGGCGGGGCCGGCGGGGCUGGGGCCGGCUCCAGCUCGGGAGGUUCGUCCGUGGGAGUCCGGGUGUUUGCGGUCGGACGCCACCAGGUCACCCUGGAGGAGUCACUGGCCGAAGGUGGAUUCUCAACGGUUUUCCUGGUGCGGACUCAUGGUGGCGUACGGUGUGCAUUGAAACGAAUGUAUGUCAAUAACAUGCCAGACCUCAACAUUUGUAAAAGAGAAAUUACAAUUAUGAAAGAGCUAUCUGGUCACAAAAAUGUUGUGGGUUAUUUGGACUGUGCUGUUAAUUCAAUUAGUGAUAAUGUAUGGGAAGUGCUUAUCUUAAUGGAAUAUUGUCGAGCUGGUCAGGUCGUGAAUCAAAUGAACAAGAAGCUGCAGACAGGUUUUACGGAACCAGAAGUGUUGCAGAUAUUCUGUGAUGCCUGUGAAGCUGUUGCAAGGCUGCAUCAGUGUAAGACUCCAAUAAUUCACCGGGAUCUGAAGGUAGAAAAUAUUUUAUUGAAUGAUGGUGGAAACUAUGUACUUUGUGAUUUCGGCAGUGCCACUAAUAAAUUUCUUAAUCCUCAAAAAGAUGGAGUGAAUGUAGUUGAAGAAGAAAUUAAAAAGUACACAACUCUGUCAUACAGAGCCCCAGAAAUGAUCAACCUUUAUGGAGGGAAACCUAUUACCACCAAGGCUGACAUCUGGGCACUCGGAUGUUUGCUCUACAAACUUUGUUUCUUCACUCUUCCUUUUGGGGAGAGUCAGGUUGCUAUCUGUGAUGGCACCUUCACCAUCCCGGACAAUUCUCGUUACUCUCAUAACAUACAUUGCUUAAUAAGGUUCAUGCUUGAACCAGAUCCAGAGCGUAGACCUGAUAUAUUUCAAGUGUCCUAUUUUGCAUUUAAAUUUGCCAAAAAGGAUUGUGUAGUCCCCAACAUCAAUAAUUCAUCUAUUCCUUCAUCUCUUCCUGAACCGAUGACUGCUAGUGAAGCAGCUGCUAGGAAAAGCCAAAUAAAAGCAAGGAUAACAGAUACCAUUGGACCAACAGAAACCUCAAUUGCACCAAGACAAAGACCAAAGGCCAACUCUACCACUGCCGCUCCCAGUGUUCUGACCCUUCAAAGCUCAGCAACACCUGUUAAAGUUCCCACUCCUAGUGAAUUUGGUAACCACAGACCAAAAGGAGCACUGAGAUCUGGAAAUGGCCCAGAAAUCUUAUUGGGUCAGGAGCCCCCUCAGCAACCUCCACAGCAGCAUAGAGUACUUCAGCAACUACAACAGGGAGAUUGGAGAUUGCAGCAGCUUCAUUUACAGCAUCGGAAUUCUCACCAGCAGCAGCAGCAGCAGCAGCAGCAGCAGCAGCAGCAGCAGCAGCAGCAGCAGCAGCAGCAGCAGCAGCAACUACUUCAGGAUGCUUAUAUGCAGCAGUAUCAACAUGCAGUGCAGCAGCAACAAAUACUUCAGCAACAGUUUUUAAUGCAUUCAGUGUAUCAGCAGCAGCCUUCUGCAUCACAGUAUCCUACAAUGAUGCAGCAAUACCAGCAGGCUUUCUUACAACAGCAGAUGCUAGCUCAACAUCAGCAGUCUCACCAGCAAGCAUCACCAGAAUAUCUUACAUCCCCUCAAGAGUUCUCACCAGCCUUAAUAUCCUACCCUUCAUCACUUCCAGCUCAGGUUGGAACCAUUGUGGACUCUUCUUAUAGUGGCAAUAGAUCAGUUGCUGAUAAAGAAACAACUGCAAAUUUUCCAAAUCAGAAGAACAUCAGUAACCCUCCUGAUAUGUCAGGGUGGAAUCCUUUUGGAGAGGAUAAUUUCUCCAAGUUAACAGAAGAGGAGCUCUUGGACAGAGAAUUUGACCUUCUGAGAUCAAACAGGCUCGAGGAGAGAGCACCCUCAGAUAAGAAUGUAGACCCACUUUCUGCUCCACAUAACCAUCCUCCAGAAGAUCCUUUUGGUUCUGUACCUUUCAUUUCUCACUCAGGUUCCCCUGAAAAGAAAGCUGAAUCUGUAUCCAGGAAUCAAGAAAACAGCAAUGCAAAUGCUAUCAAGAAUAGAAAAGCAAGUCUAGUAUCUAAAGAUAACCGGACUGAAAAGAAACCUGCAGAGAAUUCAUCAGUACAGAGUCAAGUGCAAAAGGGGAAUGAUGAAUCUGAAAGUGAUUUCGAAUCAGAUCCCCCGUCUCCUAAGAGUAGUGAAGAGGAAGAGCAAGAAGAUGAAGAUGUCCUUCAGGGAGAACAAGGAGAUUUUAAUGAUGAUGAUAUUGAGCCUGAAAAUCUGGGCCAUAGACCCCUCCUUAUGGAUUCUGAAGAUGAAGAAGAAGAAGAAAAACAUAGUUCUGAUUCUGAUUAUGAACAGGCCAAAGCAAAGUACAGUGAUAUGAGUCCUGUCUACAAAGAUAAAUCAGGCAGUGGACAAAUCCAAGAUGCUAGUAUAAAACCACUCCUUACCCCAACCCAGUUACCUUCUGGUGUUGGGGUAGAGAUGCCCAAACAGGAGUUUGAUGUAUUUGGUGCUGUCCCCUUUUUUGCCAUGCACACACAACUCCAGCAAAGGGAGAAUGAAAAGAACCUAUCUCAACAGACCCAUGUUCCUCCUGUGGGACUAGAGCAAGAAGAAUUCGAUGUAUUCACAAAGGCACCCUUUAGCAAGAAGGUCAGUGUAGAAGACUGCCAGGUGGUGGGGUCUGAAGCGCAAACUCUCCCUGGUUGUCCUCAAAGUGUAGAUAUAUUUGGCUCCACUCCAUUUCAGCCCUUCCCCACAUCAGUAAGUAAAAGUGAAAGCAAUGAGGAUGUUUUUGGACUUGGACCCUUUGAGGAAAUAACUGGAAACCAGCAGCAAAAAGUCAAACAGCGCAGCUUACAGAAACUCUCUUCUCGCCAAAGGCGAACAAAGCAGGACAUGUCCAAAAGUAAUGGGAAGAGGCAUCAUGGCACACCAACCAGCACAAAAAAGACUUUGAAACCUACCUUCCGCACCCCAGAGAGAGCUCGCAGGCACAAAAAGGUGGGCCGUCGAGACUCUCAGAGCAGCAAUGAAUUGUUAACCAUCUCGGACUCCAAGGAGAACAUUAGUGUGGCACUGACUGACGGGAAAGACAGAGGGACUCUCCUGCAGCCUGAAGAGAGCCUGUUGGACCCCUUUGGUGCCAAGCCCUUCCAUCCUCCAGAGCUGACACGACACCCUUCACAUCCAGGACUGAGUGAUCUCCGUGCCGACCACAAUACUGUUCUGCCUGGGCGGCCAAGGCAGAAUUCACUGCAUGGGUCAUUCCAUAGUGCUGAAGCGUUGAAAAUGGAUGAUUUUGGUGCCGUACCCUUUACAGAACUUGUGGUGCAAAGUAUCACUUCACAUCAGUCCCAACAGCCCCAGUCAGUUGAAUUAGACCCAUUUGGUGCUGCUCCAUUUCCUUCUAAACAGUAGACACUUCUUAUGGGUUCUUGGCAUUAACUCCUGUUUCAAAAAAGUAUGAAGAGUUUGUUUUAUGAAUUUGAAAGAAAAUUCGUGUAUAGUUCUUUGUAUUAUUCAUUCUUACAGGUCAAUUAGAAGAAGUUAAGUGAUUUUUUAAAUAGACCAAAUAGAAAAA